Brassica rapa (field mustard) is the source of this 532-nucleotide messenger RNA. Its product is annotated as EKC/KEOPS complex subunit LAGE3. Gene Ontology annotation, cellular component: EKC/KEOPS complex. The record is from RefSeq and is a predicted model, not a curated record. Lineage: Eukaryota; Viridiplantae; Streptophyta; Magnoliopsida; Brassicales; Brassicaceae.
CAUUAAGCCCCUUUUGCUGAUUCUCUCUUUUAUUUUUUGGGUACAACCUCCAUUGACAGAAGGAAGGAAGCAGCAAAAAAACAUGGCUGCAACUGGUCCUCGAACUGCGCCUUUCAACCAAAAUUGGGAUUUCAGCUGCAACUUGGAUGUGAAUUUCGAAACGGAACAACAAGCUUUCAUUGCGUACACAUCAUUGGCUGUUGAUAAAGAGUUGCAGCCUGAUAAGGUGAGAAGAGUCAUGUCCGUAUCAAACAACAAGCUUUCUGUCCACUUUGAGGCAAUAGAGGCAAGGCUUCUUCGAGCAUCCUUCUCUGCGUUUCUUGACGUUCUUACACUGGCCACAAGAACAAUUCAAGAAUUUGGGCAAAUCUGAAAGCACCAAUGUGUAGACGAAUGUUGAUUCUUUCUCUUUGUCCCUUCAAGAAUUCAAUUAUUGUAGUGUUUAUCAAGCAGUGUAUUGUUAUGUUGUGGCUGAAUCGAACUGUAAAAUAUAUUACAUUUAAAGCUUAUGAUUUUGACUAGGUUUGCGACU